CCAUGGCCGGCGCGGCCUCCCCCUCCCCGCGGCCCCCCCAGCGCCGGCCCCGGGCGGGGGAGCAGGAGCCCCCCCCGCUCCCCGCUUGGCAGCUCUCCCAGCAUGCCCCGGGGCAGCCCCACUCCCAGCAUGCUGCAGGGCAACACCAAGGGCCAACCUCCCAGCAGGCCAUGGGGCAACCCCACUCCCAGCAUGCCCUGGGGUACGGGCCGGAGCCGCUCUCCCAGCAUGCCCUGGGGCACGGGCCGGAGCCGCUCUCCCAGCAUGCCCUGGGGCAGCCCCACUCCCAGCAUGCUGCAGGGCAACACCAAGGGCCAACCUCCCAGCAGGCCAUGGGGCAACCCCACUCCCAGCAUGCCCUGGGGUACGGGCCGGAGCCGCUCUCCCAGCAUGCCCUGGGGCACGGGCCGGAGCCGCUCUCCCAGCAUGCCCUGGGGCAGCCCCACUCCCAGCAUGCUGCAGGGCAACACCAAGGGCCAACCUCCCAGCAGGCCAUGGGGCAACCCCACUCCCAGCAUGCCCUGGGGUACGGGCCGGAGCCGCUCUCCCAGCAUGCCGCGGGGCACGGCGAGGAGCCGCUCUCCCAGCAUGCCGCGGGGCACGGCGAGGAGCCGCUCUCCCAGCAUCCCGCGGGGCACGGCCCGGAGCCGCUCUCCCAGCAUGCCGCGGGGCACGGCCCGGAGCCGCUCUCCCAGCAUCCCGCGGGGCACGGCGAGGAGCCGCUCUCCCAGCCUGCCAUGGGGCACGGCGAGGAGCCGCUCUCCCAGCAUCCCGCGGGGCACGGCGAGGAGCCGCUCUCCCAGCAUCCCGCGGGGCACGGCCCGGAGCCGCUCUCCCAGCAUCCCGCGGGGCACGGCGAGGAGCCGCUCUCCCAGCCUGCCAUGGGGCACGGCGAGGAGCCGCUCUCCCAGCAUCCCGCGGGGCACGGCGAGGAGCCGCUCUCCCAGCAUCCCGCGGGGCACGGCGAGGAGCCGCUCUCCCAGCAUGCCGCGGGGCACGGCCCGGAGCCGCUCUCCCAGCAGGCCGCGGGGCACGGCGAGGAGCCGCUCUCCCAGCAUCCCGCGGGGCACGGCGAGGCGCCGCUCUCCCAGCAUGCUGCGGGGGCGCGCCGGGUGCUGUUUGCCGAUGCCCUGGGCUUGCCUUUGACCCGCCUGCGGCGCUACCAGCCCUGGCCGCCCCCCUCGCCCGAGUCACCCCCCGAGGUGCUGCCCCCCACCGGCCAGCCACCCCCCGCCCCCUACCUGCUGCCUGCCUUCGUGCUGCCCCCACCGGGGCAGGGCGAGCCGGAGCGGCUGGCGCGGCUGCACCGGGCCAUGGUGGAGCUGGAGGAGGUCCUGGCCCCGGGGCCAGACGAGCCCUGGCUGCUGCGGGGCACCGUGCGGGUGCUGAACGUGGCCUACCGCAAAGCCGUCCACGUGCGAGCCAGCCGGGACUGCUGGUGCACCUACCGCGACCAUCCCGCCUGCUACGUGCCGGGGGGCUCACCCGACGGGGGGCUGAGCGACCGCUUUGCCUUCAGCCUGCCCUUCGGCCCCGGCCAGGAGGGGGAGGAGGAGGGGGACGAAGCCCGGCUGGAUUUCGUGAUCCGGUACCAGACUGACGAGGGCGUCUACUGGGCCAAUAACCAGGGGAAGAACUACAGCGUGGUGAUGAAGGGCCUGCCCCCGCCCCGGGUGCCCCCCAGCACUGCCGGCCCGGGGCGGCAGCUGAAGAGUUGCAUGAGGCCGGAGAGGAUGAGGCCGUGCGAGGAAGAGCCAAGCGAUGAAGAUACACCAAACCCUGUCGAUGCGGAAGAAGGGAGCCCUGAAAGGGAGACGCGAAGAGAAUCGCCCUCAGCUCCCGCACCGCAGCCCACGGGACAGGUCCCGGCGCUGCCGGUCGCCUCCACGUCCCUGGAGACGGAGCUGCCCGCGAGGGAGCCCCCGCAGCCACCCGUGGCCGGCACUCUGGGGCCGGGGGACUCGUUCUUGGAGGCUGGCCUGGCAGAGCAGGCUGGGCUCUGGCGGGCGGAGGAGGAGGCCGUGGACUCGGAGCUGGAGCAGCUAUAUCUCUGCCAUCUCAGCCGGCUGCGGGCAGAGGAGCUGGGGGGCGCCGGGGGGCGGCCGGGGGGCAUGGAAGCGGCUGGCUCCCCCCCGGCCUGGCUGCCUGCCCUGCACCUGAGCGUGCUGAGCGACCGGGACCUGGUGGUCGGCUGCGCCGGGCCGGAGCGGGCGCUGAACAGCUCCCUGGCCCAGGAGAUCACCCGGCGUUACGCCAGCCCGGCGGGCGAGGGCCUGGAGAGGGGCACGGCCGCCCGGCUCACCCCGCCCGCCGGCCCGGGGCGAGACAGCCCCCCAGCGCUGCUGGAGGGUGGGAGCCAGGGAGCCGGCCCGGGCGGGGCCUUGCGGCUGCUGGCGCCAGCCGCCAUGGUGGUGCCGGCACGGACAGUGGCCCCGGUGGGGCGAGGCCGGGGGGGCUACGCAGGGCCACGGAGCCUGUGGUCGGGGGAGCCCAGGGAGGGGGCGCCCGGCUGCCCCCCGCGGCUGGGGCAGGCCCUGACCCGUUCCCUCCUCGUCCUGGGACUUGUGGUCGUCCUGCCCGUGGUCCUCGGUGGCUGCCUGCCGGCCGCGGUCAUCACCCUGUAUGUGGUUCUCACGUGGCGCCAGGCGAGCUAGGACCCAGGCGUCCUGGCUCCCAGCCCCCCCGCUCUAGCCCCCUCGCCCCCAGAGCCGGGGAGAGAACCCAGGCAUCCUGGCUCCCAGCCCCCCCACUCUAGCCCCCUUGCCCCCAGAGCUGGGGAGGCGUCCUGGCUCCCAGCUCCUCCGCCCUACCCCACACUUGUUGUGUCCCACACUGGCACUGGGGGCCACAUGUCUCUGAAGACCUUACAUCAGCUCAUUGUCCUGCUUUGCUUCUCCAGUGCACGACCCCCCCAUGGCACCGUAUUUAUUUUGUACUGGGGGGCGUGGGGGGUUCAGUGGGUCCCCCCCUGUGUGGGGCAAAGUGGGUCAUUUGCAGCAUGACACUUCCGCUGAGUGCAACCGAGAGUUUCGGU
This is a messenger RNA of Caretta caretta (loggerhead turtle), 3034 nucleotides long. The record is from RefSeq and is a predicted model, not a curated record. Lineage: Eukaryota; Metazoa; Chordata; Testudines; Cheloniidae.